CCUCUCAAAGCAAUUCGCGCGCGCCGCCCGCCGCACCGCUACUCGAGCCGAAAGGCAACGGCACAGGCCGUACGCGUCGUGGACGCACUCAUUUCGAACGCCGGGGCAGCCAUCAAAGCAAUGGUGCUCACCACCGAUGACAGCCUAGAGGACAUCCUGGCUGAGACUGUGGCCGCGGCGGAACAAGCGCUGCGUGAAAUGAAAGGAGAGGCCGCGCCGCCGCCGCCGCCGCCGCCCGCGCCUUCCCUGAAACCGUGGUGCGGCGCCUGCGAAUUGGCCGGCGACGGCCUCCGCGUCGCCGCGGGCUGCGCGGUGGCGAACGGCAGCGUCGCGUUCUACGACGCCGACCAGAAGGCAGACGAACCGGUGCUGUCCGUCGCCUGCGACGCCGUGGCGGCGAGCUACACACUAGGAACUGACGGUGUGACAUUCCGCGCCGACGAUCUCGCGUACGGCGUGCGCUUCGAAGAUCCAGGGGACGUGGCGGGCUUCUGCCGGGCCGUCGCGGCCACGGCGCGCGCGACACGCAUUUUCGAGCUCCGGGCGUCGGCGGAUGAGAGAGUGGUACAAAGGGAGGACCUCUGCGAGGUCGCAGUUAAGGUCUAUCAAGGUGGUGAGCUGGUGCUCGACGACCCGGACGCGGCCUGCGCGGCGGACGGUUCCGUCGAACCGGUGCCGGGCCUCGGUGCGCGUGUCGUCGGCGCGCGGCGCGGGAGUGCCAUCGGUAUGAUGAUAGGCGACCGCUGGGUCGAGGCGGUCAUAGGGCACAUCGCUGGUGGCGACGUGGUCGAGGACCCGCCACUACUCGAAAAAGAGGUCAUCGAGGAGCGGGUCGUGACACCACCUCCGAAAAUCCGGCCCGUGUCCUUGGAGAAGGCGCGGCGCCAGCUCGAUGACCUGCUCCUCCGAGCCAAGGAAGAGCCUGGAGAGGACCCGCGCGUGGCCGAAUUGCUGCAAGAGCGCGACGUGUUGCGGUCGAAACUGCGCGGCAACGAGGACGCGCUCGCCAAGCUGCGCGCGUUCAUGGAGGACCUGAAGAAGCCGCGGCGUAUGGAAGAGCCCGAAAUCCCGCCCGCGGCGCGCGCCUGGAAGGCCGAGGUCGACGCCGAGGUCGCGUGUAGCAAAGCGGCCAUGGCCGCGGAGCAGGCCCGCCUCGCGGCGCGGAACGCGGCCGUGAUGGCGGCGGUGCCCGCGCCGCGCGAGAUCCCUCCGGUCAACGGCCCGAUCGCGGACGCGCUAUUGCGAUCCAUAGCGUUCGACCUCGAGGUGCUGGAGCGGCGGGGGAGCGCCGCGGACCACGCGCGGUACCUGGACGGGCUGCGGGCGGUCUUGCGGCGGGAGGAGGGGCGUAGGGACCUGUUCUAG
This is a messenger RNA of Pelagomonas calceolata, 1365 nucleotides long. The record is from the annotation of a GenBank genome assembly. Lineage: Eukaryota; Pelagophyceae; Pelagomonadales; Pelagomonadaceae.